CCAAUGUUGACGGCAGAAGCUGCGGGUGACUGAACGUCGAACGAGGCACCGGCCAGCAGACGAUGCCGCCUGGAUGUGUUGCAGAACUCAAUGCUGAUGACCCUUAGCUAAUUGGUUUCCUUGCCACCACUGAGCGGGGUUGCUCAGGGACUACAAGCUGUUGACGCCUGACAAGUAAAAUAAGCUACUGGAGAAAAUUUCAUCUAUCAUUUGCUACCUCAGUCAAGAAAGGUGGCUUCCUGACUAUUUGUCUCGUCUUCUUAUCACGACUUUGAUAUAGUGACUAUGCUUCGAACACUGCCUGGAUCAAGCAUGUGGAAAGGUUUACAGAGGAUGCUUGCACCAAAUGCUCUAAGCAUGAGGAAAUUUGACUUAUUUUGCACUAGAUCGAAAGAUCAACCACAAGAUAAUGAAGUAUCCAUACCUAUACAAGAGCCAAGAAUAUCCAGUAGCAGUGACAAAAAUGUACAUUCUAAUGAUAGUGGACAUGAUAAAGAUGGUAGAACGACUUAUAUUGAGGAAGAGGUUGCUAAAUUUCGCUCAAUGGCUGAUUCUUGGUGGGAUCCACUUGGGGAUUGUAAACCUCUACAUUCUCUUAACAAGUUAAGAGUACCACUUGUUCGAGAAGGCUUGAUAAAUAGCCAGAUGACCAGACAAGAGCAUACUAGUGGAACCAGACCACUUACAGGACUUAAGAUACUUGACGUUGGUUGUGGCGGAGGAAUUCUGUGUGAGCCUCUUGCAAGGUUGGGAGCAACAGUGACAGGUUUGGAUGCAGCCCAUGAGAGCACAACUGUAGCUAGGUUACAUGCAGAUCAGGAUUCCAGAGUAAAGCAGAAUGUUGAAUACAUACAUGGAACAAUAGAACAACAUAUACAGGAAAUUGAUUGCAAAUAUGAUGCAGUUGUGGCCUCUGAAGUCCUGGAACAUGUGGAUGAUACAGAAUUAUUCAUUUGCACAUGUGCUGAUGCCAUUAGACCAGGAGGAUCACUGUUUUUAACAACUAUCAACAAAACUACAUGUUCUUGGCUGGGAGCCAUUGUCAUUGCAGAGCACAUGCUACACCUCCUCCCUCCUGGAACACAUGACUGGAACAAGUUCAUCCCUCAGCAGGAGCUCCUUUUUCUCCUUGAAAGAAAUGGAUUUGUAACCAGAACUGUUCAUGGGAUGAGAUACAAUCCUUUGAUCAAUGAGUGGUUCUGGCAAUCAAACAUAUCAAUAAACUAUGCAGUACAUGCUAUAAAAGAACAUAGCACUGGGUAGUUUUGGAAAGUCAUUGUAGAAUUGAUGUAAGUAAAAUAAUACAUUGUUAUCAAGU
This is a messenger RNA of Portunus trituberculatus (swimming crab), 1318 nucleotides long. RefSeq names its product ubiquinone biosynthesis O-methyltransferase, mitochondrial-like. The record is from RefSeq and is a predicted model, not a curated record. Gene Ontology annotation, biological process: ubiquinone biosynthetic process. The coding region runs from base 286 to 1263 and encodes 325 amino acids. Gene Ontology annotation, molecular function: 2-methoxy-6-polyprenyl-1,4-benzoquinol methyltransferase activity. The transcript is spliced from 9 exons. NCBI's taxonomy places the organism in Eukaryota, Metazoa, Arthropoda, Malacostraca, Decapoda, Portunidae.